This is a messenger RNA of Botrytis cinerea B05.10, 4873 nucleotides long. RefSeq lists its product as hypothetical. Lineage: Eukaryota; Fungi; Ascomycota; Leotiomycetes; Helotiales; Sclerotiniaceae. The transcript has 2 exons. Gene Ontology annotation, molecular function: protein binding. Bases 638 to 4174 code for a protein of 1178 amino acids. The record is from RefSeq and is a predicted model, not a curated record.
GCAUGCGGUAAUAACAUACAAAUCUUAUUAAAAAGAAAAGGGAAUUUAUCCAAAUCCAAUCCAAUCCAAUCCAGUUCAUUCCAUUCCAUUCCCUUCCAUGCUCGCUCUGGAUUUCGCCCGUCUCUUAUUCGUUUGCGUCUGCGUCUUUUGACAUACGAAGUCCGGUCAACCUACCCUACGUCCAAGCAUCCUUCACCCGCCUGCAUGUGAAGUUGAUCAUCCGAAGGCACCGACGACUUCGCACAAUAUCAAAUCAAUUCGUCAUCCACUUCACCUGAAGGCUUGCUUACCUUAGUGGGAAGAAAAAGUUAUACCUCCUCGUAUAAUUCAUCAUCUUACAUCCUUCUCAUUCAAUACUUAUUCAUCUACAUACAACACACAACCAACCUUAGGUUUUGGUUUUUAUAUCUUUCAGAAACGCCACCCUUCAACCUCACUCAGAAGAGAGUCGGAAUCCUGGACUUUCGUUGAAUCCGAAUAUCAAAGUCACUUUCUUUACCCUUCCCCCAAGUCCCCCAUCCAAAACUCAAACAGCGCGUUUGUUUGACGGCAGAGCUGUCAAAUGAACCUGCAACUGUGGACUUUUUGAGAUUUCAAUCUCCUCUCAACCAAUCCUGAGAGGUCAAACCAUCCCUAAAUGCCCAUCUACAACAGUCUAUAUUCGAAUCUUGCACGUCAAGGUUUUGCAAAAUCAGUCACCCACGGUUACGCUCAAUCAGUCGUUGCCGCAACUCAUCCUCAAGCUUUAGCAAACCAGAACCGAUCUGGUCGAGGCUUACAACGUCGAACUAGUAAGCUUGGCCACUUACCAACUUACACCUUUCAAAAUGCUUUUCACACAAGCUCCAAUUCGACCGGCACGACCGUCGUGCAGGAUAGACCAGAAGGAUUAGAAAUAUUAUCGGAUGCCUGGAAGGCAAAUGAAUUAGCGAAGGAGGAGAAGAAAGCUCAAUUCUCUAAAUGUAUCGAAUGGAAACCAGCUUCUAUUCAGGUAGAUGGAGAGGGAAAGAGCAAUGUGGUUGCCAGCGAUGCGACGAAGGAUGCCCCUAAGCAGGCUGAGAGGUCUUAUAGUACUAGUGCGGUAGAUGAUAUCAAGCAAGUUCAUUUCGAGGACGAGGAAGAAGCUGCCUUGGCAAAGAUUGAUGCGGCGAUCGAAAAGGAAAUUCAGUCGAGAGAGAACCAAGCUGCAUUCGAGGCGGAAUUGAGUGUUGUCGCGGCACGUGUACCGACUCCUCCUAUUGCGCCAUAUCAGUCACCUGCUCUCACAGUCGAGACUAGCUUCGAGAAAUCGGAACGUUCGCGAUCGCCUGUUAGCUCUGCUGCAUCAGCCACCUCAGCUUCCGACGUUCAAUCAUUGAGCUAUGCCGAACAUCUCACCAAACUUGCGGAAAGCGGCAGACAUGCUGAAAUUCCUGCAGUUUUUGAGGCAAUGCUUGUCGGUGGUAUCAAACCAACGGCAACUGCAUAUAACGCUCUUCUUGAUGCCGCUAUUCAUCUACCCGCAGAUCAGAUUCAAGUUGUUCCAAAGGCACUUGAUGUUUAUUCUGAUAUGCUUAGACGAAAGGUUUUGCCAGACACUGCGACGUACAACACACUUAUCAAAUUGAUUGCUUCUCGAUCCAUGACUGUAACUUCAUUGAAACAGACAUUGGAAGAGAAACGUAUUAGAUUUGGUGGAAUGGAAGAACCUGGCAAGUUUAUGUUUGCUUCUAAUGAAUUGGAGUUUGCUAUCCUUGCCGAAGAUGACAGGCUAGAUCUUGCCGUCAGGUUGUUUGAUGCAUCAAUCUCGUACCACACAGAUCGUUCAUUCCCGGCAGAGACUUAUCAUCAGCUCAUUUCUGCCUGUGCUGAUGCUGGCCGUGUUCCAGAUAUGGUACGAUUGUAUGAACAUAUGGAGACUAGCAAGGUUGUACCAUUGGCUGCUACUUUCCCACACAUGAUCAAAGGAUUUACGAAAUCAGGUGAUUUGAGUAGUGCUGUCGAAUGUUACAAUGAGUACAAAGAGUUGGCUGUCGCAGAUGAUAGUGGCAAACUUGAAUUGACUGAUCGUCAAGACGCACAAAUCUACGCCUCUGUUGUUAAAGCUUACGUCACUUCCGAUAAAAUGGAAGGUGCCAUGAAGUUUUACAACAGAAUUGUUGAAGGAUACGGAGAAAAUGUCGAGGCCUUCAGAGAUGUACUUAUUGAUGAAGGUUUUGUCCAGGGUCUUCUUGAGCGCAACAUGUUGACUGAUGCUCUUAGCUGGGCUGAAGGUCUUCAGCCUACCACCAAGUCCAUGGUAAUGAGCACAAUCUCGAUGCAUGCUGCUGACAAAGGAGAAAGAUCUGUUGCAGUCGCUGCUUUCUCUCACAUCAAUCCCGAUCCAACUAUUGCCAAGCCAACCAUGGCAUUGUUGGCUUUGAGUGUUCGCAGUGGUGAUGUCGCUGCAGCCCAGAGAUACUGGGGUAUACUCACUGCCUCUGAAAUGCCUGUAUCGUCCGCUUUCAUUGAACCAACUGCCAUGUUCGCCGUUGCAAUGAUUGGCUCUGGACAGGUUCUUGAGGGUCUCACACAAUCCGAACAAAUGUUUUCAAGAAUUAGAGACUCCGCUAUUGAUGUAAACUCUCACCUGGCUGAUGAGAUUGAAGAGGGUGUUGAAUUUAUUGCCCGAUUCAUGAAGUCACAUGGUAUUGUCGAUCCUCGCGACGCAGCAGUGGCAGAAGCUAUAUAUCAACAAAACUUCCAACCUGCUGUAUAUGCUGCACCACCUACAUUCGAGGAUACUUUUGAUCCAUAUGCCGCUUCUACCGAUUUCAAAGGCUCAGCUCUCAUCGCUGAUGAACUUGAGAGAGGUGCUGGUCGUGGCAAAGCAUCUAAGCUUAAUGAUGCCAUGGGAAGAUUCAGAAAUAUGCGUCGCGCUGGUCGUCAUCCAAGAUACAUCACUUAUGCUAAGCUAAUUUCUGCUGCUGCUCGCGAGGAACGAAUGCCUUUGAUUAAUGAUAUUCUUGGUAUGGCACGGUCUGAUGUACCUUUACUUGUUCAAUAUCCCAUCGUUCGAUAUGGUUGGGUUUCGAUCCUCGAUGCUAUGGUUGGUGCUUGUCUGACUCUUGGAAACCGCAACCUUGCUGCCCAAUACCAUCAAGAGCUUCUCGACAUGGGUGCCGCACCAACAGCGAACACUUUCGGUCUUUACAUUACCACUCUCAAGGAAUCCACUAAGACUUUUGAUGAAGCUUCAGAAGCCGUCAAGAUCUUCCACCGUGCCAAGACUGAAGGCGUUGAACCUUCAUCCUUCUUGUAUAAUGCUCUUAUUGGUAAACUCGGAAAGGCUCGUCGUAUUGAUGAUUGUCUCUUUUACUUUGCUGAGAUGCGCGCUCUUGGGAUUCGCCCAACUAGUGUUACUUAUGGUACAAUCGUCAAUGCUCUUUGCCGUGUCAGCGACGAAAAGUUUGCCGAGGAAUUGUUCGAAGAGAUGGAAGCUAUGCCAAACUACAAGGCUAGACCUGCUCCAUACAACAGCUUGAUGCAAUUUUUCCUCACUACCAAGCGUGACAAGACAAAGGUUCUCGCAUACUACGAACGAAUGAAGUCCAAGGGUAUUCAACCAACCAACCAUACUUACAAGUUACUUGUCGAUACUCAUGCUACUCUUGAACCUGUUGAUAUGUCGGCCGCUGAAGCCAUUCUCGACACCAUUCGUAGCAAUGGCGAGAAGCCAGAAGCUGUUCACUACUCUUCGUUGAUCCACGCUAAGGGUUGUGUUAUGCAUGAUAUGGAAGGUGCUCGAAAGGUUUUCGAUUCUGUUAUGGCUGACUCCUCUAUUCGUCCUCAAGCAUGUCUCUACCAGGCCUUGUUUGAAUCGAUGGUCGCUAAUCACAACGUCGCUGAUACCGAAUCCGUCCUCGCCGAAAUGUCUGCUAAAGGUGUCGCGAUGACUCCAUAUAUUGCCAAUACUCUUAUUCAUGGUUGGGCCAAUGAGCGCAAUAUUGAAAAGAGCAAAUCGAUAUUUGCAACCGUUGGAAGAGAAAAGAGAGAGCCAAGUACAUACGAAGCAAUGACUAGAGCUUAUCUUGCGGUUGAGGAUAGAGAAAGCGCCAAGGAUGUUGUCCAGGAAAUGCUUAGCAGAGGAUACCCUGGAGCCGUUUCUAACAAGAUCCUGGAGUUGCUUGGUGGUGGUCAUGCCGAAACUUCUUAAGUUUAACGUGAUCAUAUUGACUUAAUUUCGACACUUCAGUCUAUUUUUGAUUCGAGUUCUUCGAUUCAAGUCUCUCGGCUGUCUCUAUUUUGCCCUUCACAAUACCUUUUUUCUUUUGUUCAAGUAUGUUAUGAUACCCGUGCAAUGGCACAUCCAAAUGAUGAUGGUGGAUUAUGGGUAUCGAGGUCUCGAUUAGCAGUUGAGCUUGCUUGCUUGUAUACUUGCAUUCUACUUCAGCUGGCUGGUCAGACUUAGGAUCUUUUCUUAUGUUCGUUUUAUUAGAUAAUAAAAUAUCCAAAUUCUUUUGAGAUUGUAGAGUUCUAAUUCAAGAACUCUACGAUGUCGAGAAUAGGAUAAUGGCGUUUUUGAGGAUAUGGGGUGGAAUUUAGUGUUUUCUAGCUACUGGCAGCAUGGCGUUUUGGAGGUGAGGGAAUGGAAUGGAAUAUAUGAAUGCAUGGUGUAAAGGACACGGAUAUGCAUGCGCCAAAAUAUAAAUCUCAACUCUUUAUACACAGAAAUCAGACGGUGGGUGGGGGGAAGGAAGCAAGCAAGUGGCUAUGAUGAUGGUUUUUCCUUGGAUGAAACCGGGAACUUGCCUACCUAGCUGGCUGGCUUGGCUUGGCUUUUCGAUGAUGAUGGAUAUAUUACAGAUACAUAUCAGAUAUAUAUGUAAUAAUAAAAUCAGAAAGAUUAUUAACA